Zingiber officinale is the source of this 369-nucleotide messenger RNA. RefSeq lists its product as uncharacterized. Bases 1 to 369 code for a protein of 122 amino acids. NCBI's taxonomy places the organism in Eukaryota, Viridiplantae, Streptophyta, Magnoliopsida, Zingiberales, Zingiberaceae. The transcript is spliced from 2 exons. The record is from RefSeq and is a predicted model, not a curated record.
AUGUCUCCAUACCGGAUUGUUUUUGGUAAGGCUUGUCAUUUGCCGGUUGAGGUGGAGCAUAAAGCAUAUUGGGCAGUGAAAUCAUGUAAUAUGAACUUUGGCGAGGUCAGUUGUGAGAGGAAAUUGCAAUUACAAAAACUGGAAGAGCUUAGAUUGGAGGCCUAUGAGAACUCUCGGAUUUAUAAGGAAAAAACUAAAGCCUUUCAUGAUAAGCAGAUUUUGAGAAGAGAAUUCCAUGUAGGAGAUAAGGAACUUCCUGCAGGAAGUAUUUUCAAGGUUAAUGGGCAUCGUCUCAAAGUGUUCCACGAAGGUGUGAUGGGAGGAUCGAUGGAGAAGCUGAAUUUGGAGGAGGCAGUCUACUCGACUUGA